This is a messenger RNA of Culex pipiens pallens (northern house mosquito), 5367 nucleotides long. RefSeq names its product formin-J-like. Gene Ontology annotation, molecular function: protein binding. Lineage: Eukaryota; Metazoa; Arthropoda; Insecta; Diptera; Culicidae. The record is from RefSeq and is a predicted model, not a curated record. The transcript has 8 exons. Bases 1266 to 5360 code for a protein of 1364 amino acids.
CUUUAGUUCGAUUUCGAACCUUCAGGUGAACGGUUUGGGCUUUUCUGGCCAGCGAGAUUUAAACGUAGUUGAAACGAACCGGAAUUUGGCUCCGCGAAAAAAGAAACGACAAAACAGCUUCCUGAACAGCUUCUGGAAGGUGUCGGAGGAGACGCAGUGGAUUGCACACGGUGAAGUCGGAUCGCGCAGCUACGCGUGCUGAAGUGUGGAGUUCUGCAUGUGAAAUUGGGAGAAAGGUAUCGCGCGCGUUGGGAGGUAGAGUGAUCCUUACGAAAAUUCGAUUGCGACUCAAGUGCCUCCAGAAACUGGAAAAUUGGAACAAGUCUGAGUCGUCGGUGUGCAAUUUGGAUCAAGUGCAGCAGUACGCAUCGGUUUGGGAGGUUCGGAGCAAACAAGAUGCAAAAGUGCUACCAAGAGCGCAGACCAAGCUGGAAAGCACAAGGAAAAGUGUUGUAAACAAGUGAAAGAUCGCGAGGAGAAAAGUGAGCGGUUUUUUUUCGUUUACGAUUUUCGGGGGAGCAUUCCGCGAACUACCGAGCAAUAAAAAAAGAGGUGAUUCGCGAGAGAACAACUCCAGGCGAGUAGAGUGAUUAGAAGAAGUUUCGUAACAUAGCCAAGUGACCACCAGUGUUGGGAAUCAGAGAAAGAGAAAAACGUGGAGAACAAGUGCGAAUUUUCGGAUUUACUUACAUUGGAGAAAAGCAAAGGAAAGGAAAAAAUCAUAAAAAAGCAAGAAGAGUGCGAAUGUGAGUGAAUUACUGAAUUGUGAACGGUUGUUUGGUGGCGUGGAUUUAAAAAAUUGCUCCAGAAAACUGCAGACUGAUGAGGAUUGAGAAAUAAAUAACAAACUGCGAACUGAAGGCGAACAACGAGAGCGAAGGAAUUGGGCCUCAAGCAUAUGUUCAGUCAUCCCAAAAUCGCACUUUUGUGGAAAAACACACAAAAUAUUACACACAGCAUAUACAAUUUUUGAAAACAGUUGCUACCGAUGGGAUUCAAACCCAGCACCAAAGAAAGGCGACGACUGCAAAAGGCUCAAACAAUCGAAAUCAAAGAAAAACAUAACAACAACAAUCACAGAUAAUGAUUGCAUAAGUGCGGGGACCUGAAACAAUUUCGGCGGAAGAGAAAAACAGUUUUGGCGGGAAAAACGAACGAAAGAAAGUUCAAAUCAGUGAAACACACAAAAAAAGUGAAUAACAAUAAAUUUGUUAUUGUGAACACAGUGUUGAGGUCGAUUUUCUCGGAAAUUCUGGGACCUACCGAUGGAGGGCGAAAUGGACGGAGCUGGUUCCUGCUACGGCGGCGGUGACAUCGCCGGGGCCAUCUUCGGGACCCUGCUGGCGGUCGUGCUCGUGGCCGUGCUCGGCUGGUGGCUCUACAAGAAGGGAUACGUCCUGAAACGCAAAGAUUCACAACUGGUCCCGGAGGAUCCCGAGGGCAAGAAGGACGAGUAUGCGUUCGACAAUCCGGCCUUCAAGACGGGCGAGCCGGGAACCGGCACCACGUCGGGCAAGACCAGCUCCCCGUUGGAUCCCAGCUGGACGUCGACCACAACCUCGGCCAAGCAGAACAGCCUCGACAAGCGGAAAACCGUCGACGACAGUUGCAUCAACACGACCACCCCUCGGUUGGUGUCCCUGCGCGGAUCGGACUUCACCGGACUCGGCGUGGAGGUGCACGGCGGCCUCAAGGAGGGCAUUUUCGUGAAGAAAGUCAUGCCCCAGGGCCCUGCGGCUGGUUUCAUAAAUACAGGUGACCGAAUCACCAGCAUCACCAUCGACUUCCGGCACAUCGUCCAGGAGGACGCGAUGACGAUCCUGAGCUACGCCUCACCCUACAACGUCCAGCUGGAGCUGGUCAGCGGCGAGAAGCUUCCCCACACGCAGAGCCCGAAGCCCGGUCACCAGGCACUGACGCAUCCUCUGGUGAGAUCCAGCAGCCAAUCGGACAUGAACACGAUUGAACGCAACUCCCGGAAGAAGCUGUUCCCUGGGGACGAAUCCGGCACCGCAACGCUCAAGAUGGAACAACCCAGCCCGAACAACCUGAACAAGGUCCUGCCGACGGUGCACAAGGAGAACGAGAAGGAACCCAAGAAGCACUCGUUCAAGCAGCAGAUGCGAGAGAUGAUCGAGGAGAAGUUCCAAACAAAGUCCGCUAACACCGAUGUAGAACGUAAGGAUUCGAACGCAGCUGAAGGCAAGAAGGGUCACAAGUUCGGAAUUCGAGUGUUCCCACCAUCCGUGAACGACAAACUGUUUGGCAGAAGUCCGACCAAGAUUCAGGCCGACAACGAGAACAACACCAACAUUGAAAAGAAGGAAUCGGACGAAAAGAAGGAAAAGUCUCCGUCGCCACCGGUUGUGAAGAAGCGCACCAAGGAACCCAAAUCGAUCCCGGACGUGAUCGUCGUUGAAUCCGCCACGACCAACAGCACCUCGGUCCCGAUGGAGUUCCAACGCCAGGGAAGCCUAACCUCCAGCGGAACCAUGCGCAACCCAGCGGGAAUCCCCCAGGAGGUGUCCGGAAUGAUGAUGCAAGCCGCGAACGCCGCCAAGGACAACCGCAAGUCUUCCAACCUGGACCUGGACAACAAGCGCAAGGGCAAGGCACCGCGACCUCCGCAAAACGAGAACGACCUUGACGGCAGCACCGUCACGAUGGACACCAACCUGAGCAUGGACAUGACUGAUGGAGCCAGCCGCAUGCUGAACGGAAGCAUGGACAUUGUGCCGGAGGCGGAGUCCGACGUCAAGAAGUUCAACCUGAGCGAACGAAUGAACUUCUCGGACAACUUUGCCGAGGAAGUGCUGAACUGCACCAUCGAAAGCAUCUCCGGAAUCGACAAGUUCGACGACAAGGGACCGAGCAACAGCUCCACGCCGAAGAGUGAACGCAAGAAGUCCUCGCUCACCGAAAGCAUGACCCAUGAUGAACAUGAUUCCGACACCGAGGACCAGGCAGCACCACCCCAACCGAUGGGCAACAAGAUCGAGCUCAACUCGAGCGACAUCACCGUGCACCAGAGCUCGCCGUCUCCCGCCGACAGCAGCAGCGAGGACAUGAUGGAGGACAGCAAUCCACGGUCGGCCAGCCUGGGCGAUCUGUCCAAACUUGAGUCCCACACUUCGAAUCCGGGCAGCGCCAGCAACACGCUGGAACGUGCCCAGAGCCUGGAGAUCACCGGUGAAGUGGUGACCGUAGCUGGCGGAGCUAGCGCCGUCGUUGUCGGAGCUGACAGCAAGCGCAAGAUUUCGCAAGUUGAGGGACAGGUAGUGAUCGAGUCGAUGGAAUCGACCGAUGGGUUGAACUCGCUGCAGAGGAACCGACUGAAGGGAGCUUCCGCGUGGGGUAAUUUGGAGGAUGCGAUCAAUUCCGGGGAGCUGCUGAACAGUUCGUCGGAGAGCGAGCUGAAGCAAUCUACCGAAGAUGUGUCGGAGAUGGUUAUUGUUCAGAACGGUAUUGAUCACGCGGAAGAAGAACCGGUUGGGGAAGUAAUGACCACCGUUGAAGUUACGAUGAAUGGAACAAUUGCUUGCAACAUGGAACCAGAGGUUGAGGAAGCACCGAAAGAGGAUCACGUUGAGCAGCAGGUUGAGGUUGUGACCGUUGUUGACAAGAUCGCGCCACCGGCGGUGAUCGUCGCGGAGGAACGAAAAGUUGAGAAAGAAAACGAAAGAGAGCACGUCUCGUUGACCACGAUCAACAUGGACUAUAACGGAGUUUACCCUACGGAAGCCGAGCAGAACAAGACAGAUCAUGUGAAGAUCGCAAACUAUGAUACAAAUAUCCCGGAUGAUGUUAAGGUAUCCAGGUAUCCAUUUGGUAGUCUGGAGCGCCCCAAGUCGGACGUCUUGAAGAAGCUGCUGGGACAAAAGGAGGAGCUGGAGAACACUCCGUUGGUGUUCAUCUCCGGCGAUGGUGAAACGAACAAGAUCACGAUCGAAAACAACUACCACGACGUUGGCGCGCCCAUCAGCUUGACCCUGGUCAACAGUGCGGAUGCUCAACCGAUCGAGAACGAUCAAACCGAAAGCAGUCAGGCUUCGCCCGUUUUCUCGAACACGAAUGGAGUCAGCAGCAUCAACAUCUCCUCGCUGGAGGUUGAUUUGACCAAGUCCCUCAACAACAAACCGUUCACAAUCGCUCCCAAAUUUUCGCUUGACAACAUCGUAACAAUUUCUACCGAAUCUUCCCAACCUUCGUCCAUCAUCAUGAUCGACGACGAGAAGCUAGACUUCAGCCUGCAAACCCUGGAUGACUUUGAAGAUAGCAUUGAGAACACAAACGCCCCGGAACCCACGGUCAACUUUGCCUCAGAAUCAAACAAAACCAUCAUCGAGACUGCCCCGAUCGUUUCGGAACAGCCCAAGGUCGAACCGAACAGCUUCGUUACGGAAAUCAAGGUAGCUACGCCAGAGCUGGAACAAAAUGGCAAACCAGAAGAGCCUCCCAAGCUGACCAAGAAACCUCCGAAGCCAGAGAAACCAACCACUCCUCCGUCCCGAAUCCCCGUCGAGCGACGAAUGUCCAGCGAGCACAGCUUCAUCCCGCGCAACACGGAGAUCAAAUUCACCACGGCCACGUACGACGCAGGUAGAAGUGCGGAGAAGCGCCCGCUUGGAAUCGAUCAGAUCCGAUCGAACUUUGAACGCAGCAACUCGAAGCCUUCGUUCGAGCGAAGCAACUCCAAGCCAGACGUGCGCCCCUACGAACGAAGCAACUCCAAGACCGACGUCCGCUCGGUAGAGCGUCGCAACUCCCAAACCGAUGUGCGUCCCUUCGAGCGAACCAACUCCAAACCCGAUGUCCGUCCCUACGAGCGAAGCAACUCCAAGACCGACGUGCGAUCCGUGCUGGAGCGCAGCAACUCCAAGACAGAAAUCCCCGUCCGUACGGUAGAACGCCGCAACUCGCACAACGAAGUCCGACCCUUCGAGCGCAGCAACUCCAAGCCGGAUGUGCGUCCGUUCGAGCGCAGCAACUCCAAGACCGACGUACGCUCCGUGCUGGAACGCAGCAACUCCAAAACCGAGAUCCCCGUCCUGAUCCGGCGAACGUCCAUCCCGUCGAUCAACCUGAACACCUCGAACGGAUCGAUCAACUCGAGCCCGCAGGCAGCGACAAUGACGAACGGCAACGGAACCAAGGCGAGUCCGUCCCGCAUCCCAGUGUUCAACUCGGUCAGCAAGCUGAACGGAAGUCACGACGCCAGUCCCCGGCCACCACCGCACAACAAUAACAAUAAUAACAACAACAGCAUCAACAACAAUCACAUUAGCAAUAAGGUUUCCGUGAGCAUUACCUCGAUCAAGAACCAGUCGAAGCAUCCGAGCGGCAAGUUUAACGGGAAUUGAGUGGCUU